Messenger RNA from Scaptodrosophila lebanonensis, 570 nucleotides. RefSeq lists its product as uncharacterized. The transcript has 3 exons. The coding region runs from base 1 to 570 and encodes 189 amino acids. The record is from RefSeq and is a predicted model, not a curated record. NCBI's taxonomy places the organism in Eukaryota, Metazoa, Arthropoda, Insecta, Diptera, Drosophilidae.
AUGUUCGCUUAUACACGUUUGACACUUAAGACCUUUGGACCUUACAACACGGCCGAGUUUGAAUUGGAAAUUCGAAGUUCGCAGGAGUCUCUCUCUCAAAGGCGGGAAAAACAAUGGUACUUAACACUUGAAUCCACCGAUGCUAGCUGGGAGGACUUCAAAGCAGCACAAGACGAGGAUGAAGCAGCUCUAUGCCUGUCUACUAUUCGAGCAUUGCCAGUUCCUGAUCCUGCACCGGCACCAGCACCAAGCAUUGGUCUCGGACACGGGCUGUACGAUCACUACGACCACGGCGGCUUGGGAUUAGGAUUGGGACACUACGGCGGUAUCGGUCACUACGGUGGCUACGGUCUAGGCCUAGGACUAGGAUUGGGCUUGGGCUAUCAUGCGCCAAUCAUCAAGAGCAUUGCCACACCCAUUAUAUCGAAAACGAUUAUUGGAAAGAGUUAUCUUGGCGGCUAUGGCUAUGGAUUGGGUCAUGGAUAUUUGGGAGGCUUAGGUUACGGCGGACUCUACGGUCAUCAUGGUAUUGGCCUAGGCCUGGGCUAUGGUCAUGGCUAUGGCUGGUAG